GUGCAAGUAACCGGUUGUAAACAAAAAAACGGAAAUAGUUUCUGUUUGCUAGUUUCAAGAGUUUAGAGAACAUAAGAGGGAAUCUUGUAAGAUACACUGUUUUAGGUUAUAAAAUGGAUGAAAAUGAAGAUUUGUUAAAAGAUCUAAUCAAACAUGCAAAGAAGAGGCCAGAGUAUGCCCGCAUGGUGUCAUGGGAAUUUAAAAAUGAAACCAAAAUGCCAAACAGAAAGAAGAAGCAGCUGCAGAAAGAAUCCCGCAAAGAGCAAGAGGCAAGUAAGGCUAACAUGGCUAACGAUCAGGAAAAAGACAAGGAGUUCUCUUCAUCAUCAGCAUCAUCAGCACAAGAAGAAGAAUACGAUUCAGGGAGUUCAUAUUACUCAGCUGAGGAAGAAAUGGACUCGGAAGAAUCUACAGGGAGUUUGGAGGAAGCUGUAGAUGAGAUGAAUUUACAAAAUGAAGUAGUUUUUAUGAAUUAUCCCUCACAGACAAACAGUCGACACAGAGCUCCAAGUAAAAAGCAGAAACGCAAAAGACGAUAUCAGAUGACCUACUGUGAUCAAAUUCUGCCAUUUAUGAACUGUGGACUUAGCAUUGAGGAAGAUAUCCAAGAAGUUGUGUCUGAAAUCCAGGGGAAACAAAUCAUUGUGUUGAGGGAAGUGCCAAGCCUGUCUUUUCUAUGUAUUAAGAUGCUGAGAGGAGUUAGGUUCCCUUCAGAAUCUAUGCCCCAUUUAAUUAAGUCCAAGAUCUAUGGUACCAACAAAGACUUACAAUUUAAGAAAUUUCAGUAUGGAUGGCUGUUAAACAUGCUGGCUUUUGUGGAAAAGAAAGAAGAAAAUUAUUUGUACUUGAAAAGAAAAUCAGGAUUCACGGAAUCUUUUCAAGUAUCGGCACUUCCAAUGUGCAGUGUGUGGUAUUCCCUGCCUUAUGUAAAGGGAACAAGCUCACAGUAUACAGAUGUUUACAACAAGAACAAAGUCACAGCUUGUAUGAUGUACACUAGUGGACAUGCAAUACUGUGCCCUACCCAUAUGCAGCGUUAUUCUCUUUCCCCUGCUGAAAUAUUGCAGUAUAUGCCUUGGUUUUUGUCAG
Messenger RNA from Saccostrea cuccullata (small rock oyster), 1089 nucleotides. RefSeq lists its product as uncharacterized. The annotation marks the transcript as partial. The transcript has 2 exons. The record is from RefSeq and is a predicted model, not a curated record. Lineage: Eukaryota; Metazoa; Mollusca; Bivalvia; Ostreida; Ostreidae.